This is a messenger RNA of Neodiprion fabricii, 5248 nucleotides long. Its product is annotated as trichohyalin-like. Bases 15 to 4796 code for a protein of 1593 amino acids. The record is from RefSeq and is a predicted model, not a curated record. Lineage: Eukaryota; Metazoa; Arthropoda; Insecta; Hymenoptera; Diprionidae. The transcript is spliced from 25 exons.
AGCAGCUGGUGCAUAUGGAGCUGGCGGAGCCGGUGCAGGUGCAGCUGGAGCAGCUGGUGCAUAUGGAGCUGGCGCGGCCGGUGCUGGUGCAGCGGGAGCAGCUGGUGCGUACGGAGCAGGAGCAGCCGGUGCGUACGGAGCUGGCGCAGCCGGUGCUGGAGCAGCAGGAGCAGCUGGGGCAUACGGAGCAGGAGCAGCCGGUGCUGGUGCAGCAGGAGCAGCUGGUGCGUACGGAGCAGGAGCAGCCGGUGCUGGUGCGGCCGGAGCAGCAGGUGCGUACGGAGCCGGCGCAGCCGGUGCUGGUGCAGCAGGAGCAGCUGGUGCGUACGGAGCUGGCGGAGCUGGUGCAUACGGAGCUGGAGCAGCCGGUGCUGGUGCAGCAGGAGCAGCUGGUGCAUACGGAUCUGGCGCAGCCGGUGCUGGUGCGGCCGGGGCAGCAGGUGCGUACGGAGCUGGCGCAGCCGGUGCUGGAGCAGCAGGAGCAGCUGGAGCAUACGGAGCAGGAGCAGCCGGUGCUGGUGCAGCAGGAGCAGCUGGUGCGUACGGAGCUGGCGGAGCUGGUGCCGGUGCAGCGGGAGCAGCUGGUGCAUACGGAGCUGGCGCGGCCGGUGCUGGUGCAGCAGGAGCAGCUGGUGCCGGUGCAGCAGGAGCAGCUGGAGCAUAUGGAGCUGGCGCAGCCGGUGCCGGUGCAGCAGGAGCGGCAGGUGCGGGUGCAGCUGGAGCAUCUGGUGCAGGUGCAGCAGGAGCAGCCGGUGCAGCUGGAGCAGCUGGUGCCGGUGCAGCAGGAGGGGCUGGUGCAUACGGAGCUGGCGCAGCCGGCGCUGGUGCAGCGGGAGCAGCUGGUGCAUACGGAGCUGGAGCAGCCGGUGCUGGUGCGGCAGGAGCAGCUGGUGCAUACGGAGCUGGAGCGGCUGGUGCAUACGGAGCUGGCGCAGCCGGUGCCGGUGCAGCAGGAGCAGCUGGUGCCGGUGCAGCAGGAGCAGCCGGUGCAGGUGCAGCAGGAGCAGCUGGUGCGGGUGCGGCAGGCGCAGCCGGUGCCGGUGCGGCAGGAGCAGCUGGUUCAAGUGCAGCAGGAGCAGCUGGUGCCGGUGCAGCAGGAGCAGCCGGUGCAGGUGCAGCAGGAGCUGCUGGUGCAAGUGCAGCAGGCGCAGCUGGUGCCGGUGCAGCGGGAGCAGCUGGUGCGGGUGCGGCAGGCGCAGCCGGUGCCGGUGCAGCAGGAGCAGCUGGUGCCGGUGCAGCGGGAGCAGCUGGUGCAUACGGAGCUGGCGCAGCCGGUGCUGGUGCAGCAGGAGCAGCUGGUGCAUACGGAGCUGGCGCAGCUGGUGCAUACGGAGCUGGAGCAGCCGGUGCUGGUGCAGCAGGAGCGGCUGGUGCAUACGGAGCUGGCGCAGCCGGCGCUGGUGCAGCGGGAGCAGCUGGUGCGUACGGAGCUGGCGCAGCCGGUGCUGGUGCAGCAGGAGCAGCUGGUGCAUACGGAGCUGGCGCAGCCGGUGCUGGUGCAGCAGGAGCAGCUGGUGCAUACGGAGCUGGAGCAGCUGGUGCAUACGGAGCUGGCGCAGCUGGUGCUGGUGCGGCCGGAGCAGCUGGCGCAUACGGAGCUGGAGCAGCCGGUGCCGGUGCAGCAGGAGCAGCUGGUGCAUACGGAGCUGGCGCAGCCGGUGCCGGUGCAGCAGGAGCAGCUGGUGCGAGUGCGGCGGGCGCAGCUGGUGCUGGUGCGGCAGGAGCAGCUGGUGCGGGUGCGGCAGGCGCAGCCGGUGCCGGUGCGGCAGGAGCAGCUGGUGCGGGUGCGGCAGGCGCAGCCGGUGCCGGUGCGGCAGGAGCAGCUGGUGCCGGUGCAGCAGGAGCAGCCGGUGCAGGUGCAGCAGGAGCAGCUGGUGCAGGUGCAGCAGGAGCAGCUGGUGCGGGUGCAGCGGGAGCAGCUGGCGCCGGUGCAGCAGGCGCAGCUGGUGCAUAUGGAGCUGGCGCAGCCGGUGCUGGUGCGGCAGGAGCAGCUGGUGCAUACGGAGCUGGCGCAGCUGGUGCCGGUGCAGCGGGAGCAGCUGGUGCAUACGGAGCUGGAGCAGCCGGUGCUGGUGCGGCAGGAGCGGCUGGUGCAUACGGAGCUGGCGCAGCUGGUGCCGGUGCAGCAGGAGCCGCUGGUGCAUACGGAGCUGGCGCAGCCGGUGCCGGUGCAGCGGGAGCAGCUGGUGCAUACGGAGCUGGGGCAGCCGGUGCUGGUGCAGCAGGAGCGGCUGGUGCAUACGGAGCUGGCGCAGCCGGCGCUGGUGCAGCAGGAGCAGCUGGUGCAUACGGAGCUGGCGCGGCCGGUGCCGGUGCAGCGGGAGCAGCUGGUGCAUACGGAGCUGGAGCAGCCGGUGCUGGUGCAGCGGGAGCAGCUGGCGCAUACGGAGCUGGAGCAGCCGGCGCUGGUGCAGCGGGAGCAGCUGGUGCAUACGGAGCUGGCGCAGCCGGUGCUGGUGCAGCGGGAGCAGCUGGAGCAUACGGGGCAGGAGCGGCUGGUGCAUACGGAGCUGGAGCAGCCGGUGCUGGUGCAGCAGGAGCAGCUGGCGCAUACGGAGCUGGAGCAGCUGGUGCAUACGGAGCUGGCGCAGCUGGUGCUGGUGCAGCAGGAGCAGCUGGUGCGGGUGCGGCAGGCGCAGCCGGUGCCGGUGCGGCAGGAGCAGCUGGUGCUGGUGCAGCGGGAGCAGCUGGUGCAUACGGAGCUGGCGCAGCCGGUGCUGGUGCAGCGGGAGCAGCUGGAGCAUACGGGGCAGGAGCGGCUGGUGCAUACGGAGCUGGCGCGGCCGGUGCCGGUGCAGCGGGAGCAGCUGGUGCAUACGGAGCUGGAGCAGCCGGUGCUGGUGCAGCAGGAGCAGCUGGUGCGGGUGCAGCAGGCGCAGCCGGUGCCGGUGCAGCAGGAGCAGCUGGUGCGGGUGCGGCAGGCGCAGCCGGUGCUGGUGCGGCAGGAGCAGCUGGUGCAUACGGUGGCGGCGCAGCCGGUGCUGGUGCCGCAGGAGCAGCUGGCGCAUACGGAGCUGGCGCAGCUGGUGCUGGUGCAGCAGGAGCAGCUGGUGCAUACGGAGCAGGAGCAGCUGGUGCAUACGGAGCAGGAGCAGCUGGUGCAUACGGAGCUGGCGCAGCCGGUGCUGGUGCAGCAGGAGCUGCCGGUGCAUAUGGAGCUGGAGCAGCUGGUGCAUACGGAGCAGGAGCAGCUGGUGCGUACGGAGCUGGCGCAGCCGGUGCUGGUGCAGCAGGAGCAGCCGGUGCAUACGGAGCAGGAGCUGCUGGUGCAUAUGGAGCUGGCGCAGCUGGUGCUGGUGCAGCAGGAGCAGCUGGUGCAUACGGAGCAGGAGCGGCUGGUGCAUACGGAGCUGGCGCAGCCGGUGCCGGUGCAGCAGGAGCAGCUGGUGCAUACGGAGCUGGAGCAGCCGGUGCUGGUGCAGCAGGAGCAGCUGGUGCAUACGGAGCAGGAGCGGCUGGUGCUUACGGAGCUGGCGCAGCCGGUGCCGGUGCAGCAGGAGCUGCAGGUGCGGGUGCAGCAGGUGCAGCUGGUGCUAGCGCAGCUGGAGCAUCCGGUGCAGGUGCAGCAGGGGCAUCAGGUUCCAGUGCAGCUGGAGCGGCUGGUGCAGGUGCAGCAGGAGCAGCUGGCGCCAGUGCAGCCGGAGCAGCCGGUGCUGGUGCUGCAGGAGCAGCAGGUGCGGGUGCAGCAGGAGCAGCUGGUGCAUACGGAGCUGGCGCAGCCGGUGCUGGUGCAGCAGGAGCAGCUGGUGCAUACGGAGCAGGAGCAGCUGGUGCAUACGGAGCAGGAGCAGCUGGUGCAUACGGAGCAGGAGCAGCUGGUGCGUACGGAGCUGGCGCAGCCGGUGCUGGUGCAGCAGGAGCAGCUGGUGCAUACGGAGCAGGAGCAGCUGGUGCAUACGGAGCUGGCGCAGCCGGUGCUGGUGCAGCAGGAGCAGCUGGUGCAUACGGAGCUGGCGCAGCUGGUGCUGGUGCAGCAGGAGCGGCCGGUGCGGGUGCAGCAGGAGCGGCUGGUGCGGGUGCAGCAGGCGCAGCAGGUUCGGGCGCAGCAGGCGCUGCCGGUGCCGGUGCAGCAGGAGCAGCCGGUUCCAGUGCAGCCGGAGCAGCUGGUGCAGGUGCAGCAGGAUCUGCCGGCGCAGGUGCAGCAGGAGCGGCCGGUGCGGGUGCAGCAGGAGCGGCUGGCGCGGGCGCAGCAGGCGCAGCUGGUUCCAGUGCAGCCGGAGCAGCUGGUGCAGGUGCAGCAGGAUCUGCCGGCGCUGGUGCAGCAGGAGCGGCUGGUGCGGGUGCAGCAGGAGCAGCAGGUUCGGGUGCAGCAGGCGCAGCAGGUUCGAGUGCAGCAGGCGCAGCCGGUGCCGGUGCAGCAGGAGCAGCUGGUGCAGGUGCAGCAGGAGGAGCUAGUUCUGGUGCAGCAGGAGCAGCUGGUUCGGGUGCAGCAGGAGGAGCCAGUGCCGGUGCAGCAGGAGCAGCUGGUGCGAGUGCAGCAGGAGGAGCCAGUUCUGGUGCAGCAGGAGGAGCUAGUUCUGGUGCAGCAGGAGGAGCCAGUUCUGGUGCAGCAGGAGGAGCCAGUUCUGGUGCAGCAGGAGGAGCCAGUGGUGGUGCAGCCGGUGGUGGAUCAUCGUCGUCCGAAACCUCCACCUCAGUCACAGAACAGUCCACUGCAGCCGGUGCAGCAGGAUCGGAAUCAAAUCUGUCCCAUGCUGCAGGAUGUGGCGCACAUCAUCACCACCAUCACCAUAUUCCAAAGGAAUAUUAUUAUGAACCUCACAUGGCAUUCGCAUAGAUUCAUUUACCACCAUUGAUACUUUAUUGAAUCCGUAUUUGUACCUACGUUCAGACCCACGUGAACGAAAACUUCUGGGCAUUCACUGUAUCAGUCAAUUUCUGAUUUCAUACUUUGAUUCUACAUUGAACGUUCUCCCUCUGAUAUAAUAAUGUUAUCAGAUCCUAACGUUUUAUAAGUCAUGAACUGUUACACUGAAGCUCAUCAGUUCACGAAAUAUCUUCCUUAACUCUACAUAUACCUUUAAUUUUGUUUUUGUUCGAAUUUAUAUAAUUAAUCCGUCAUGUUUAUAGUCAUCAAUUACCCAUCGUGGGCUAGAAAUAGACGAUCUCAUGUGCAUUGUCCUAAAAUCUUUAUCCAAUUAGUUUCUAGUGUUAGUAUAUUAGAGAAAUCGUGCACAUAAAUAAAUGUUAUUCCUUCAACGCAACCUAAUAUAUCUGAUUACAAGAAUAAAUAUUCACCCGCAUAUCA